CUCCCGACAGUACCUGAAGGCAGCAUUGGGUUUGGGCAACACCUCAAACGCCUGCAAGAUGCUAAAGGAAGAUACGUUGUUUUUGCGUUUACAUGAAGAACAACACGUCCUGAAAAACUGUGUAUAAUAUAUCCGAGUCAAAAUGGGUGAAGAAGCUAAGAUGCGAACCAGAUGCCAUCUUUUAGACCUGCCCUGGGAAGAUGUACUUGUUCCACACAUUUUAUGCUAUUUGCCGCUGCAACACCUGGUCAGCCUGCAGAGGGUGAGCAAGCAGUUCCACAGCCUCAUCCAGGUGUAUCUGGCCAACUGCAGGACUUUCGAUCUGUCCCCGAUUGGACCAUGCAUUCCCAAGGAAGCAUUUUGCUCCAUGUUAAAGGACAACAAAGUUCUCCAGAGCCUGUCACUUCAGAACUGUUCAGACUGGGUGACAGACAAGGAGCUGCUGCCAGUUUUUGGCCAGAACCAGCAUCUGCAGAGAGUGGACAUGAGCGGGUGUGCUUGGCUCACCCGCCACUCCCUGGUGGCCGUGUCCUUGAGCUGCACGCACCUCCAGCACCUUGGCCUGGCGCACUGCGAGUGGGUGGACAGCCUGUCCCUGCGCAGCCUGGCUGACCACUGCGGGGGGCUGCAGUCGAUCGACCUCACAGCCUGCCGCCAGCUCAAGGACGACGCCAUCUGCUACCUGGCCAAGAAGUGUUUGAAGUUGAGGUCUCUAUCUUUGGCAGUCAAUGCCAACGUCACUGACGAGUCAGUGGAGGAGGUGGCCAAAAACUGCAGGGGCCUGGAGCAGCUGGACCUGACAGGUUGCCUAAGGGUCAGGAACCAGUCCAUCAGGACUCUUGCAGAGUACUGCCCAAAGCUGCAGUCCCUGAAGGUGAAUCACUGCCACAAUGUGACAGAGUCGAGUCUCGAUCCUCUACGGAAGCGCAAUGUUGUGAUAGACGUUGAGCCGCCCUUACAGAGGGCUCUGGUACUUCUUCAGGAUGUGCUGGGGUUCGCUCCCUUUAUCAAUCUCCAGAUAUAACCAAAGGGCCAUCUGUCUGCCCAACACAGUUAUCUUCAUAACUGCAAUCACUCUCAGCUGCGUCACAUGGGCACAGGAGUUGCUCUGAAUAUGUCAAGACAAUCCAGGAAGAUCUGGAUGUGUUGCGCUCACGUUUGUGCAGCUAAAUAAUGUGGACAAAAAAAAAAAAAAAACCUCACUGGGAUAUGAUCAAAGAUUCAUAUUUAAGAUGGAACUGAAAAUAAUACCACAUCUGUAAAUGACUGAAGAAAGCCAUGUACUUUUAAGAAUUGCUGCCUCAUAUCCAAAAGAUGUCACUGCACUUUUUCUAAAUCAUUCGGUGUUGUAGAAAAGCAAUUCUAACCAAAGUACGGUGUAUUAUUUUUGUUGGUACUUUGUGUGUGUAUCAUAUUGCAAAAAGCAGUUAUGUUUCAUUUAGAAACAUUUAAACACGUUUGAGUUUAAUUAAACAUUUCAUUUUGCAUGUAUGUGUGCCUACUUAAAAGAUCAGUUCACCCAAUUCCCCACCAAACAUUUUCUCACUUACCACUAGUUUUGUGUAGCCUUUGGUUGUAUUUGUUAUUUCCACUACUGAGACUUCUGCCUGCCAUCACUGCUGACCAUGUGUCUUCCAGAAACAAUGUCCUGGAUCCUCAGGAUAAUCCACAGACCUCAUUGUCAACACUUUUUUAACAGUUACCCCCUGAAAACAGUCGUUACACUAAAACUAUCUGUACGGCUAGAUGCUACUGGGAAUGUUUUUGUUUUUUUUGGUAUGGGUGAAGCAACCCUUAAAUCUACAUUGUUAAUAACAGCAUAGUUGUAUAGCCAAGUACGUGUUUGAAAUAAGUAUAGGAAUUUAUUAUGACUGUUUUCUUUUAAGCCUUUGAAAUGAAUUUUGUAAAAAAAAAAAAAAAGUACCUGUGUUGAAAUACUGUUUUCCCUGUAGCACAGAAUAUGAAUUAUAUAAGAAGUAUUAAAUUGUGUAAUACAACACCAUCAGAAA
Seriola aureovittata is the source of this 2009-nucleotide messenger RNA. RefSeq names its product F-box and leucine-rich repeat protein 15 (gene fbxl15). Gene Ontology annotation, molecular function: protein binding. The record is from RefSeq and is a predicted model, not a curated record. Gene Ontology annotation, biological process: SCF-dependent proteasomal ubiquitin-dependent protein catabolic process. Bases 143 to 1024 code for a protein of 293 amino acids. Gene Ontology annotation, cellular component: SCF ubiquitin ligase complex. NCBI's taxonomy places the organism in Eukaryota, Metazoa, Chordata, Actinopteri, Carangiformes, Carangidae. The transcript has 5 exons.